ACGUGAACGAAUUCACCAUGUGGACUCUCUUGUUUCUUUGCAGUGUGCUCAUCACACAUGGGCCUCAAGGUGCUGUUUCAGGAUAUGACCCAGAAGCAACGUCAAUUACAGUUGCCCCAGAGGCAACGACAACUACAGUUGCCCCAGGAACAAUGACAACUACAGUGGCCCCACAAGUUACAACAACUACAGGAUAUGACCCAGAAGCAACGACAACUACAGUUGUCCCAGAAGCAACAACAACUACAGUGGCCCCAGAAGUUACAACACCUACAGUUGCCCCAGAAGCAACAACAACUACAGUGGCCCCACAAGUUACAACAACUACAGUUGCCCCAGAAGCAACAACAACUACAGUGGCCCCACAAGUUACAACAACUACAGUGGCCCCAGAAGUUACAACAACUACAGUUGCCCCAGAAGCAACAACAACUACAGUGCCCUCUUGUCGUUACAACUGUGGCAGUUACCCAGGAAACUGCUCCUGCUCAUACUAUUGUCUAUACUAUGGCAACUGUUGCCCUGAUGCCGCCUAUUACUGCUCAUUAGCCACUACAGCCCCGCCAACAACUACAGCACCCUCAUGUCGUUACAAUUGUGGCUAUUACCUGGGAAACUGCUCCUGCUCAUCCUCUUGUCAAUACUAUGGCAACUGUUGCCCUGACUUUGAGGCAUAUUGUUCAGUGACAACUUACCCACCAAACACAGCGGCCCCUUGUGGAGGCUCGUUGUUUAGCUCCGGCACUUUCUCCAGCCCCAACCAUCCCUCCUACUACCAGGACAACAGCUACUGUGUCUGGCAGCUAAGGACUACAUAUGACCAAAGAAUAUUCCUGGCAUUCACAUACCUGCAACUGGAGAAUUGCUGCAACUGUGACUACAUUUCAGUCUACGAUGGGGCAUAUACUUAUUCACCAUAUUUGGGGAAGGUUUGCAACGGCACUAUGAACACUUUCCACUCCUCUUCCAACUACAUGACUGUGGUCUUUCGCACCGAUAUAUCUGUUGUCGCUCGAGGGUUCCAGGCUGAGUUCUUCAGCACUCUGACACCGAGCUCAGGUCAAGUGGACUGCUCCUCAGACUACAUGACCAUUGUGCUGAAGAACAGUUACCUGAACUCUCUGGGCUAUAAUGGCAACAGUCUCUAUCUGAAUGACCCGUACUGCAGACCUCAGAUUUCCAGUUACCAGGUGGUCUUCAAAUUCCCCAUCAACAGCUGUGGCAAUGUUAAAGGGUUUCACAACGGCAAAGUCGUGUACACAAACGCUCUCCGUGCCAGCGACAACACCUCCGGAGAGAUCACACGGCGCUCUUACUUCAAGAUGAACAUCAGCUGUCUAAUGGAGCAGGACUCAGUUUCCCAGAUUAUGUAUGUUGUCCAACAUCCUGGUAACAGCAGCAUUAUAGGCACGGGCAGAUUCAACACCAGCAUGGCCUUCUACACGUCCAGCAGCUACUACUAUAGGGUGACUCAAGAUCCUUAUGAGGUAGCACUCAAUCAGAACUUGUAUGUCCAAGUGGUCCUGACGCUGGGAGACAGCUCAGUGGUCAUCUUUCUUGAUACUUGCGUGGCUUCACCAUCCCCCUAUGAUUUCCAGACCCGACGUUACUACUUGGUCCGUAACGGAUGUCCCAUUGAUAACACCUACUAUUCCUACGUUUCUGGCACCCGCACCUACGCCCGUUUCACUUUUAAGGCCUUCCAGUUCCUCCGAGCUAGUGAGUCGGUCUUCCUCCAGUGCAAAGUCCUGAUAUGCCAAGCCUCUGACUACAACUCCCGCUGCCGCCGUGGCUGCAGCAAUCGUGUUGCCAGAGAUCUGGCGUCACAGCACGAAAGCCAAACUCUGGUACUGGGUCCCAUUAAACUCAAAGGCCCUGAGAAACAGGAAGAAGGGACUAAUGAGCAGAGCAAGGCCUAACUUGACACUUCAGCAUCAUACUCCAAUCAACUUUUAACAACUCUUUCUGUUCAGUCUUAUUGUGACACUGAAUUGUACUCACCUUUCAUUCUACCUUUCUCAUAUUACCUGAUUAAAAGCAUCAUCAAAAGACA
Messenger RNA from Mugil cephalus (flathead mullet), 2053 nucleotides. RefSeq names its product deleted in malignant brain tumors 1 protein-like. Lineage: Eukaryota; Metazoa; Chordata; Actinopteri; Mugiliformes; Mugilidae. Bases 18 to 1919 code for a protein of 633 amino acids. The transcript is spliced from 27 exons. Gene Ontology annotation, cellular component: cell surface. The record is from RefSeq and is a predicted model, not a curated record.